AUGAACCUAAGCUUCUUCGACCAAUUCUCUAGCCCAUCCCUCCUGGGAAUCCCACUAAUCCUCAUCUCAAUAACAUUCCCAGCCCUACUCCUACCCUCCAUAGACAACCGAUGAAUCACCAACCGACUAUCAACCCUCCAACUAUGAUUCAUCAACCUUGUCACAAAACAACUUAUAUCCCCGCUAUAUAAAAAAGGGCAUAAAUGAGCUCUUAUCCAAACAUCCCUUAUAUUCUUCCUUCUCCUCAUUAACCUACUUGGACUACUACCAUAUACAUUCACUCCAACCACCCAACUAUCAAUUAACCUCGCACUUGCCUUCCCCCUAUGACUUGCCACACUCCUGACAGGGCUACGAAAUCAACCCUCUGCUUCCCUAUGACACCUACUGCCAGAAGGGACCCCAACACCACGAAUCCCAGCCCUCAUCCUUAUCGAAACAACAAGCCUACUUAUCCGACCACAAGCCCUACGAGUACGACUAUCAGCAAACCUUACAGCAGGACACCUACUUAUUCAACUCAUCUCAACUGCCACAAUACCAUUAUCUACAACAAUACCAGCAGUCUCCCUACUAUCCCUGCUACUACUAUUUCUUCUUACAAUCCUACAAGAAGCAGAAGCAAUUAUCCAAGCCUACGUCUUUGUACUUCUACUUAGCCUCUACCUUCAAGAAAAUAUCUAA
Lonchura striata (white-rumped munia) is the source of this 684-nucleotide messenger RNA. NCBI's taxonomy places the organism in Eukaryota, Metazoa, Chordata, Aves, Passeriformes, Estrildidae. The record is from the annotation of a RefSeq genome assembly.